AUGGAGUUAGCACGACUGGAACGCCAAAGAAGGUUAACCAGCGCAAGGCCUAACAGGGAAGCAUCAAAAGUCACCAAGUCCCUACUAGAUAGCGAAGAAAUCCAUGUAGGAUUGGCCAUGGAUAAAUCAGAUGAUUUACAUGGAGAGAAUGAGGAAAAGACAGCCAAAGUUGCGUUUGAAAAAGAAUUCACUGAAUUGGAGCGAAAUGCGAUGAAGAGCACUAUCAACAAUGAUCAAUAUCACUUGGAGCAAAAGUCCUUCCCCAUUGCUGAUACUCUUUUGCGGGGGCAGGUCAUGACACCUACGGUGCCACGAGCAAAGUUUCCGACAGCUGUUUUUGAAGGCACGGACAUAAUAGAGGUACGAUCAAAUCCGACUGCCAUACAAUCUGAGGAGAAUGAAAAGUUCUCCUCCACUUCGUGUUCUUACUACUUCGUAUUCCGUUACUUGUUGCUGGUUCCACUGUCUACAGCCUUUCGCCAUCGCCUCCCGUCAAGAGCACUGGACAUCCACACUGCCGACGCGACUCGUUACUCACCAAAUCCCGCUACGAGAUCCAGACAAACGCCACCUCGACAACGCUCUGUAUUCACAUAUGUAUCGGUCUUGGUCAUCGCUGUGCAAUGGUUUACCCAGCUGUUCUCUCUGCUAUUCCUAUCCACUGUUUACUUUUUCGCUGUAUUCUCCUCUAAAGGUUUUCGCACAAUCUCCUUGAGAAAUGUAAAGAUUGCCAACUGUUCUAUAAUAUCGCUCGGACUACUGCUAUCUGUACCCUUUUUGACGAAAUAUUGUGGGUACAAAUAUUAUCUGCAAGGCCAUUACUGGUACUUCGAUUUUGAGAAACCUUACACGUAUAUCUACGCAAAAGUGAAUGUAGCGUUGCAGGGUAUAUGUGUAGCCACAGUAAUCGCUGCCGAUACAGCGAUUAUGUGGAAGGUGAUUCAGAUUCGAUCUCAUGUAACAAUUCGUAAUCCACUGUCAAUUGUUUCUGGAGGGCAAUCAAUGCGGCUCACUUACGGACGAGAGGCUCGGCUUGCGCUAAACUUUGUGAUGCUGAGCGCCUGCUUUUUGAUUAUGACUGUAAGCUACAAUGUAAUCCUCGGAGAUGGUAUGUGGCGGGACAUUAUCACAAAGUUUACCUUACUUCUCAACCUGGCUAAAUUGGCUAUAUACGCGCUUGAAACGCCAGCCAUCCGCUACGAGAUUAUUAACUUAUUUGGAUGUUGCAAAAGAAUAGAAGUUUGCGCAUGA
This is a messenger RNA of Cylicocyclus nassatus, 1251 nucleotides long. Lineage: Eukaryota; Metazoa; Nematoda; Chromadorea; Rhabditida; Strongylidae. The record is from the annotation of a GenBank genome assembly.